Messenger RNA from Cladophialophora yegresii CBS 114405, 711 nucleotides. RefSeq names its product MFS transporter, AGZA family, xanthine/uracil permease. Gene Ontology annotation, molecular function: purine nucleobase transmembrane transporter activity. The record is from RefSeq and is a predicted model, not a curated record. The transcript has 5 exons. Gene Ontology annotation, cellular component: plasma membrane. Lineage: Eukaryota; Fungi; Ascomycota; Eurotiomycetes; Chaetothyriales; Herpotrichiellaceae. The coding region runs from base 1 to 711 and encodes 236 amino acids.
AUGGCUGCCACUCAACAAUACACCAGGGCUAUCAACGAGUAUGUCGCGAAGUCGACGUUCGGGCGCGUGUUCCGCCUGCAAGGCUGCGGCCAUGAAAAGGAGAUCCUGGGCACGACGUUCCUCACCGAGCUCCGCGCUGGUGUGACCACCUUUGCUACUAUGGCGUACAUCAUCGCCGUCAACGGAUCCAUUGUCUCUCAGUCCGGGGGCACUUGUAUCUGUGAGAGCGCGUCGGACCCGACUUGUCUCAAGGACACCGACUAUGCGCGCUGCGUCCUUGACAUUCAAAGGGACCUGAUCACCACGACGGCCACGAUCUCGGAACUUGCCUCGUUUGUGUUUGGCUUCCUCACGAAUCUGCCCGUGGCGCUUGCCCCCGGAAUGGGACUCAACGCCUACUUUACCUACCAAGUCGUCGGGUUUCACGGUACCGGACCAGUCUCGUACCGGCUCGCCCUGACGGCCGUGUUCAUCGAAGGCUUCAUCUUCGCAUUCCUCUUCCUGAUCGGCAUGCGCCAGUGGCUUGUGGGCGUCAUCUCCUCGUCGCUCAAAGAUCGCCAGCACAGCAGGCAUCGGCCUCUUCCUCACGCUGAUCGGCCUGUCCACGUCGGCGGGCCUCGGAGUCAUCACGGGCGCGCAGAGCACCCCUCUCGAGCUCGCGGGCUGCCCAGUCAGGUACCGAGACGAGUUCGGCGUCUGUCAGAGCCAUAA